This is a messenger RNA of Saprolegnia parasitica CBS 223.65, 1245 nucleotides long. RefSeq lists its product as hypothetical. NCBI's taxonomy places the organism in Eukaryota, Oomycota, Saprolegniomycetes, Saprolegniales, Saprolegniaceae. The coding region runs from base 61 to 1173 and encodes 370 amino acids. Gene Ontology annotation, cellular component: membrane. Gene Ontology annotation, molecular function: serine-type endopeptidase activity. Gene Ontology annotation, biological process: proteolysis. The record is from RefSeq and is a predicted model, not a curated record. The transcript is spliced from 8 exons.
GCGAAAUAUAAAGAAGUCGCUGGAUCUCGGAAUAUUUGGCGGCCGCUGGACACAACCACGAUGGUGCCAUCGCCGACGCCGCCGACGCGCCCGAGCCCGGGCCGGUCGCCGCGCAACGACCAGGACGAGCGCGAGGAGCGCAUCUUGAUCCAGAACGACGCGCUGUACAUGGCAGGCCCGCCGGCCUCGGCGAACGCCAACGGCGUCGUGCCCACGCCGUCGACGACACCUGCCGGGAAGCCCAAGCUCCUGCCGCAGUUCAAGUUUGUGUGGUCCAUGAUUGGCGUCAAUACGCUCAUCUUCAUCAUUGAAAUCGCGGAAAAUGGCUGGACCGUCGAGAGCCUCAAGGUGAACCCGCUCAUCGGCCCGAGCGCCCAAGUGCUUCUGUCGAUGGGCGCCCAGCGCACGGAUCUCAUCAAAGACGGCGCGUGGUGGCGCCUCUUCACGGCCAUGUUCCUCCAUGCUGGCGUUGUCCAUCUUCUCUUCAACAUGGCCGCGCUCUACCAGCUGGGCAUGGAACUCGAGUCGACCUUCGAUCGCCGGCGCAUCGCGACCAUCUACUUUGCCACCGGGAUCAUUGGCGCCAUCGUCUCGGGCUUUUUCGUGCCCGAUGUCGUUGGCGUCGGUGCGUCCGGCGCGAUCUUUGGCCUCUUUGGCGCUACGUUUGCCGAGUUCAUGCUCAACUGGAAGCUGUACACGAACCGCGUAUGCCACAUGACCAACUUGGUGGUCGUCGCCCUUGUGAACCUUGGCAUUGGGUUGCUUCCGUUCGUCAACAACUUCGCCCAUCUCUCGGGCUUCAUUAGCGGCCUGAGCCUCGGCUUUGGAAUGCUGAGCCUGCCGCUGAGUCGCCAAGACCGCAUCAUGGGGACGCGCACGAAGAAGCAGCGACUGCUCGGGUAUGGCGGCCUGCUCUUCACGGCGUUUUUUGCGAUCCUCUUUCUCGCCCUCUUUGCAAGCAACACGAACGCAAUGACGGCGUGUCCGUGGUGCAAGUACCUCGACUGCAUUCCCGCGCCCUGGUGGAGCUGCGAUGCCACCACGAGUGGCGAGUGCUUGGGCGAAAAGUUCAACAAUGGCACGCUGCGGGUGACGUGCCCGAGCGGCCGCAACGUGACGGCGCCGACCAAGAGCGAGUUUACGGCCGCGCUCUGUACAUCGCUUUGUUCGUAAAUUGCACCAUCUUCAUGUACCCUCCUACCCUAAUCCCUCUAAACCAAGACACUGCAUAAAUGCAUGGAGCGC